Ricinus communis (castor bean) is the source of this 2583-nucleotide messenger RNA. RefSeq names its product serine/threonine-protein kinase PBL34. Lineage: Eukaryota; Viridiplantae; Streptophyta; Magnoliopsida; Malpighiales; Euphorbiaceae. The record is from RefSeq and is a predicted model, not a curated record. The transcript has 6 exons. Gene Ontology annotation, biological process: protein phosphorylation. Gene Ontology annotation, molecular function: protein kinase activity; ATP binding. The coding region runs from base 759 to 2246 and encodes 495 amino acids.
AAAGAAACAAUUAAAAAAAAGUGACAGAGAAUCAACAAUAUCAGAGAAAGAGAGAGGUGUAUAUGCUGUUUACUAAUUUGAUAUUUGUCUGAUUUUCUUUUCUUUGGAUUAAUAUAUUAUAUUAUAUUAAUUAUAUAGUAUAUUUCUUUUUUUAAUAUAUAAAAAAAAUUUCAAGAUAAUAAAAAGAUUUUUCAUUUCUGUCUUUCAUUGUUUUUUUUUUUUAAUAAAAACACUGGUCAGCUUUGUCUGUGCGAUUAGUGAAUGCUUAUGCUUCUGUCUAUCUAAUAGUCUUGUUCUUUAUUCUUUUAGAGAUUUAUUUCUGUUUUCUUUGGAGCAGACAUUUCCUGGUCUUUACUGAGGUUUGUUGGUUCUGUUUAUUAACUAAAAGAAAACCUUUUUUCUUUCAAACGAAGAAAAAAAAGAAAGACCAAGAUUACGUUCCUUGUUGUUGUUUAUCUAAAAUAGUUUUCACCAACUUGAUUACAUUUUUAACUCUUAAAAAUUCAAAAAAGGGGUUGUCAUUUUGGACCCUGUUCUUGUGAUCUAGCCUUUUCUCUCUCAACUGGGUUUAUUUUUCUAAGAGAAGUAAUUGUUAAAAUCUGGUUUCUUUUUCCAUUUUUUACCCUUUCCCCUUUUGGGUUUUGUUAAAGAUUAGAUUUCUUUUGGCGGGGGAAGUGGGAUUUGGGAGUGGUUGUUUUAAUGAAAAGUGGGUCUGGGUGUGGUUCUGAGAAUUUAGGGUUUUCUGAAAGGAGUAGAGGAUGGGAUUAGGCAGUGAAGAUGGGAACAGAGCAAAAGCAUCUUCUUGGGAAGUGUGCAAACCAAAGGGAAGGAAUAAAAAGAAGCAAGAUGUUAGUAAUAGCAGCGGUGGUGCUAGCCCUGGUGAUGUUGUAGAGGAGGCAGAGACAGGUUGUUGGUUCAAGUUCAGAUUUAUAGGAAGCUGCAUUUCUUCAAGAUCCAAAGUUGAUAGCUCCGUCAGUGGCACUAGUACUCACUGUGAAAGUAAAUCUACAAAUGAUACGAGCAGAGACCAGCCAACUGCUCCCACAAUCUCAUCUACAACUACAAGUAAUGCUGAAAGUAAUUCAUCCACUUCCAAACUUGAAGAGGAGCUUAAAAUUGCUUCUCGACUGCGAAAAUUCACAUUUAAUGAUCUUAAGUUGGCAACAAGAAAUUUCAGACCUGAGAGUCUUCUUGGCGAAGGUGGUUUUGGUUGUGUGUUCAAAGGGUGGAUUGAAGAGAAUGGAACUGCUCCGGUGAAACCCGGUACAGGGCUUACUGUUGCUGUUAAAACCCUUAAUCAUGAUGGGCUUCAGGGUCACAAAGAGUGGUUGGCCGAAGUGAAUUAUUUGGGUGAUCUUGUUCAUCCUAACUUGGUUAAGCUGAUCGGUUACUGCAUUGAAGAUGAUCAAAGGCUACUAGUAUAUGAGUUUAUGCCUCGAGGAAGCUUGGAGAACCACCUAUUUAGAAGAUCUCUGCCUCUUCCAUGGUCCAUAAGGAUGAAAAUUGCGCUAGGUGCUGCAAAGGGUCUUGCCUUUCUUCAUGAAGAAGCAGAGAGGCCAGUCAUAUAUCGUGAUUUUAAAACCUCUAAUAUCCUAUUAGAUGCGGAUUAUAAUGCCAAGCUUUCUGAUUUUGGACUCGCCAAAGACGGUCCUGAGGGAGAUAAGACCCAUGUAUCUACUCGCGUGAUGGGAACAUAUGGCUAUGCAGCCCCUGAAUAUGUGAUGACUGGGCAUCUCACAUCAAGGAGUGAUGUCUACAGUUUUGGUGUGGUUUUACUGGAAAUGAUAACGGGUAGAAGAUCUAUGGAUAAGAACCGACCCAUUGGAGAACACAACCUUGUGGAAUGGGCUCGACCUCAUCUAGGAGAGAGAAGAAGAUUCUACAGAUUGAUAGACCCUCGGCUUGAAGGCCACUUUUCUAUUAAAGGUGCUCAGAAAGCAGCACAACUGGCUGCUCACUGCCUCAGCCGAGAUCCCAAAGCCAGGCCCCUGAUGAGUGAAGUUGUGGAGGUGCUCAAACCUCUACCCAAUCUUAAGGACAUGGCAAGCUCAUCUUAUUAUUUUCAGUCCAUGCAAGCUGACAAAAUAGCAUCCAGCCCAAAUGCCAAAAGUAGCAACCGAACACAAGGAGGAUUAUUGAGGAACGGACAGCAACAAAGGAGCCUUUCAAUACCAAAUGGUUCCCACGCGUCUCCUUACCACCAUCAAUACCCCUUUCAAUCCCCGAAACCCAAUGGGAAACAGUAGCACAGGGUCAGUAAUCAUCUGCAUUUCACGCCCCUUUUCAACAUUCAUUUCUUUUUCCCCAUGUUCCCAGCAUAGAUGUCUCUUCUGUGAAAGCAAUUGUUCUUGGACAUAGGAAAAUGCAACAGAGGAACAUGUCUGCUCUAUGUUGUGUUUAGAAUGAUGCCAUCCUGGCAGGGGUAGAAUGUUAGGCAGGUGAAGCUUAUAGAGCGAAAUGUCUGUCAGCCAUAUGGGUACUACAGAAUGUCUUGAGAUGUUUAAGAUUUUUAGCUCAUUAUAACAUUUUAUCCCUUUCCACCAACUGUCGUCCUCUUUGUAUAAAUCUGAAAUUUAACUGAGA